Salvia hispanica is the source of this 1260-nucleotide messenger RNA. RefSeq names its product cell division control protein 2 homolog C. Gene Ontology annotation, biological process: G1/S transition of mitotic cell cycle; regulation of gene expression; signal transduction. Gene Ontology annotation, cellular component: cytoplasm; nucleus; cyclin-dependent protein kinase holoenzyme complex. Gene Ontology annotation, molecular function: cyclin-dependent protein serine/threonine kinase activity; cyclin binding; ATP binding. NCBI's taxonomy places the organism in Eukaryota, Viridiplantae, Streptophyta, Magnoliopsida, Lamiales, Lamiaceae. The record is from RefSeq and is a predicted model, not a curated record.
GAAGAAAUUCAAAAUUCAAAGCUUUAAACGCACAUUCCCCAACCGAUAAAACGAGCGUGAGAGAGAAGAAGCAAUCAAUCAAUCAAAAUCAUCAAUGGAGAAGUACGAGAAGCUGGAGAAGGUCGGCGAGGGAACCUACGGCAAGGUCUACAAGGCCAAGGAGAUCUCCACCGGCCAGGUCGUCGCCCUGAAGAAGACCCGCCUCGAGAUGGACGAGGAGGGCGUCCCUCCCACCGCGCUGCGCGAGGUCUCCCUCCUCCAGAUGCUCUCCCAGUCGCUCUACGUCGUGCGCCUCCUCUGCGUCGAGCACGUCGACAACAAGAACGGCAAGCCCCUCCUCUACCUCGUCUUCGAGUAUCUCGACACCGAUCUCAAGAAAUUCAUCGAUUCCCACCGCAAGGGCCCCAACCCUAGGCCCCUCGCGCCGCAGCUCGUCCAGAGCUUCCUCUACCAGCUCUGCAAGGGGGUCGCCCACUGCCACAGCCACGGCGUCCUCCACCGCGAUCUCAAGCCGCAGAAUCUGCUGCUCGAUAAGGAGAAGGGGAUUCUCAAGAUCGCCGAUCUCGGCCUCGGGAGGUCGUUCACCGUCCCUCUCAAGAGCUAUACGCAUGAGAUCGUCACUCUGUGGUACAGAGCUCCUGAGGUUCUUCUCGGAUCGACUCAUUACUCGACUGCAGUUGAUAUGUGGUCUGUUGGCUGUAUUUUUGCGGAGAUGGUGAGAAGGCAAGCCUUGUUUCCUGGGGAUUCUGAGUUUCAGCAGCUUCUCCACAUUUUUAGGUUGCUGGGAACGCCUACUGAGAAGGAGUGGCCGGGAGUUAGCUCUCUGCGCGACUGGCACGUGUAUCCCCAGUGGGAGCCUCAAAACUUGGCUCGCGCUGUUCCAUCUCUCGGACCUGAUGGUGUUGACCUUCUAUCCAAGAUGCUUCAGUAUGAUCCUGCUGAUAGAAUCUCAGCUAAAGCUGCUAUGGAUCAUCCCUACUUCGACAGUUUGGAUAAAUGUCAGUUCUGAGACUUAUCGAGCUUCAAAUGGACGCUACUCAACCCGAUUUCUAAGGAAGAGUUGAGAUAUUGUUGGCAUCAUCUUGGUGGCAAGAGCAACUUUGUUGUGUAGCAUUCAUUCAUUAUCAACUUCUACAUAAUGUAUCAACAUUUGAGACAUGUUCUACCAGAACAUGCCACUGUGGUGUCAUCUUAAUAGUUACUGUACACUGUUUGUGUUGCCACAUUAUAUGAUAAGGAAAGUGUGUUUUGUUUGUGUCA